Messenger RNA from Linum tenue, 2547 nucleotides. The record is from the annotation of a GenBank genome assembly. NCBI's taxonomy places the organism in Eukaryota, Viridiplantae, Streptophyta, Magnoliopsida, Malpighiales, Linaceae.
AAUCAGUAGAAUAGAUUCAGAGAACUGAGACGCAACCACGACCUUAGUAGUCAUAAACUUUUCCCGUCUUCGUUUUUCUGGUUUGCGAAAGUACGAACCAAAUAAAGGAAGAGGAAGAAGAGUCACGGCAGCUCUCAAAUCCCGGCAUCUGGGCUGCCAUUUUUCACACUAAAAGAGGAACCCGCCUCCGACUCUUCUCCAGAAUUCUGUAGUCUUCCUUUGUUUCUCCUUACACCCCAGCCUUCUCGAUCAGUGCUCUGGCAAUAUUAACUCUUGAGCAGCACUAAAGCAGACUGAGAUUCUGUGAUUUCUUCCUCAUUCUGCGGAUCUUUCAAUUUCCGCCUGUUUUGGAGGGGUUACUGGCGAAGGACAGAGGUUUUCUUAUUACUGGGCUGCAGCGGUUCGUUUUGUGCAGGCACUGAUCCUGUGGAGAAGAUCUGCGAGCCUACAAGGAUUUUCUAAACAUGAAUGCCAAGAUGGGUUCUUUCCGCUAUGGCCUUGCCGAGAAGAGGGAGAGAUUGCUUUCCAUGAAGGGACAAUCAGUGUUCGGUUUUCCCAACAUUGAGAAAGAAGAUGAACCUAGAAGUUGCUGUUCAUACAGGUUCUUUUCUGAUAAAAUUGUUGAGUUCUGCAGAACAAUCCAGGAUUUCGGUAUUAUGGCUGUUGAGAUGGGGAGGUCGGAUCCCAGAAAGAUUGUUUUUUCUGCAAAAGUCGGUUUGACUUUGAUGAUUAUAUCUCUGCUGAUCUAUUGGAAAGAGCCGAUGAAGGAGUUAAGUCAGCACUCUGUUUGGGCUGUUCUUACUGUGGUCGUUGUCUUUGAGUUCAGCAUAGGUGCUACUCUUAGCAAAGGUUUCAACCGUGGACUUGGAACUUUAUCAGCUGGUGGACUUGCUCUAGGAAUGGCAGAGUUGUCUCAAUUGGUCGGGGAGUGGGAAGAAGAAGUUAUCGUCAUUAGCAUCUUCAUCAUGGGGUUUUGUGCAACAUAUGCAAAGUUGUUACCCCCUCUUAAGCCCUAUGAAUAUGGCUUUCGGGUAUACCUGCUAACUUAUUGCAUGGUAAUGAUAUCUGGGUAUCAGACACGUGAAUUUAUCCACACAGCAGUUACACGGUUUCUGCUUAUUGCAUUCGGUGCGGGGGUCUGUUUGGCAAUAAACAUAUUCAUUUAUCCUAUUUGGGCUGGCGAAGACUUGCACAACUUGGUAGCAAAAAAUUUCAUGAAUGUGGCGACUUCUCUGGAAGGUUGUGUGGAGGGGUACCUUAACUGCGUUGAAUAUGAAAGAAUCCCAUCGAAAAUCCUUACGUAUCAAGCUUCUGAUGACCCACUAUACAGAGGCUACAGAUCCGCUGUCGAAUCUACAAGCCAAGAAGAUGCACUGAUGAGUUUUGCAGUUUGGGAGCCUCCUCAUGGUCCGUACAAAUCGUGUGGAUACCCAUGGAGCAAUUAUGUCAAAGUAAGUGGGUCACUUCGGCAUUGUGCAUUCAUGGUAAUGGCUCUCCAUGGAUGCAUACUCUCAGAAAUACAGUUGUUCAAUGCACAGGCCCCUGCUGAAAGAAGACAGGUGUUUCGGCAGGAGUUGCAGAGGGUAGGUGCUGAAGGGGCUAAAGUGUUACGGCUACUCGGUAACAAAAUCAAGAAUUUGGAGAAGCUAGGUCCAGUAGACGUACUAUAUGAAGUCCAUGAAGCCGCGGAAGAGCUGCAAAAGAAGGUGGACAAGAAAUCAUACCUCCUCGUGAAUGCAGAAUGUUGGGAGAUUGGAUCACGGGAGAAAGAUAUGGGAGAGCCACAGGAUAUGCUGACUUUUGAUGACGACGAAGAAAACCAGUUUGUCGAGUACAAGGCUCAUAGUGAAGCUCUGCUGAAUUUGAGGUCGCUGACUAUUCCGAAGAGUUGGGAUGAUAGAGUACCUCCAGGGGUUGCCUCACAGGAUCCUGCGUAUGCAAAACAGACAUCUUGGCCUAAACGCCAUUCAUUCACUGCUGCAUCCCUACCCCAGAUAGAAGAAUCAAAGACCUUUGAAAGUGCAAGUGCAUUGUCUCUUGCAACUUUUGCAUCACUUUUGACCGAAUUUGUUGCGAGGCUGCAAAACAUCGUAGAUGCUUUUCAGGAGUUGAGCGAGAAGGGAAACUUCAAGGAUCCCAUCGACGAACCAGUGGCAGAGCCGGUUGGGUUCUGGACCAGAUUGGUGAAGCGUGUGAAUUUUUCUCGAAGCAGUAGUUGAUACUUGAUAGUAAUACACGCAUGGUUGGAGAAUGGAGAAGAGAUCUCUUUGGAAAAGCCCUUUUCUUGGGGGGAAUCCUAGCGUGUGACUAACUGAAUUGUAAACCUGAUUAUGUAACUUCCUCACUACAAAGCCCUUCUCUUGAGACUACUGUUGUCUAUCCAAAAAAAUUUCAGACUACACGAAAGUGAUAUUAGGCGGUUAUUGAAAGAAGAUGAGGUUGUUGCUUAUUGUUGUCAACUUGAUGGAUUGGGUGUUGCUUACUUUCUUGGAAUUGAAGACACUUUCCUGGAAUCGCUGAUUCUAUUGGAAUUGAAUACAAAUAGAC